Porites lobata is the source of this 8688-nucleotide messenger RNA. NCBI's taxonomy places the organism in Eukaryota, Metazoa, Cnidaria, Anthozoa, Scleractinia, Poritidae. The record is from the annotation of a GenBank genome assembly.
AGGCAGAUGGGCGAAAGGAAGACUUAUGAACGAAGAGAGUGAAGGCUACGUAGCUCGCGGACAUAAGUGAAUCUUACGUGUGGCCUGAUCCGAUGAAUGCUUCUGAAAAUACGUAAAAAUCCUCAUGGAAAGUCGACACGCGCUGGCGAGAGCUGAAGUUUCGCCGACAGCUCAACAAGGUUUAGUCCUUGCUAAAGAUUUUAUUUCCUAUAGGCUCGGAAAAGGCCCUUUACCCACGUCAAAUACCGCUGCAACACUUCGCAAACUUGCCGACCAAAUCGAGGAGCAGUACCCAUCACUGUUAAGCCAUUUAUGCCGUAAACUGAACAUUACGAGAACUACAGCGUAUCCAACAUUUGUUGAAAUUGCAAGCGAAGUAUUCGUGGAUGGAAUAAACUGGGGAAGAAUUGUAGCGUUAUUUGCUUUUGGGGGAAAACUGGCUUUGUAUUGCGACCAGAACCAAAUGACAGAUCUCGUUGCUUCGGUCACUGAAUGGGUAGGAAAAUACGUAGGCGGACUUAGUGAAUGGAUUGAAAGCAAUGGCGGAUGGGUAAGUAGUAUUUCUUUUUUCUUUUUAAAUUGAACUUUCUUAACUCAUCUAAAUUUGUGUAUUUAAACUAGGGGCAAAAGUCAUCAACAGAAAUACCGUGUGUAUUUUUCCGAAACCCAGGUUACGAGGUUCGCAAUAAUUAAAUGUUCUCGCGUUUUAAAUCAACGGGAAAGCUUGAAUCCUUUGUGAUGCCUUCAGCUGCUUGGUAUUUAUAAAUAAUGAAAGCGUUUGGUUCUUGUCAUUGGUUAGAGGGGCAAAAACUUUUCCAAGACCAGACGUAAUUAGCUGAAGAGAUAAAAAAGGAAUCUUACAAACAUCAAGAAGUACAAUGGACAUGAAUAUAUUUGUUUGAUGAGCACAUUUUUGGAAUUUUUGCAUUGUCCAAGUUCGUGGGCGGAAUAUUACCAGUUUAGUAACACGACAGCCUUAUUCUAGAGCACCCUUUUGGGGAAAAAACCCAAGGAUUAUUACCAAACUGUGCUUGGCGUAAUAUUAAAAAUCUAGCUCGAGUCGCAUUUUGUACAACAUUGUACAAUUUGUGUACAAAAUCCAGAGUCGGCGAAUCAACAGGGGAUUAACCGAUUACGUUUACCAGCGUAAUUUGCGGAUUUUUGGGGGGCUUUCAAUAUGAAAAUCGCUAAAAAAGCAAAUAACUGUACCAGAAGCAUUCCCUUUAGUUCCGGGACGGGUAUUAAACCUCAGUCAUGAGACUUAUGUACUCCCUUUAAUCGGGACUUGUUUUGUCACGUUUUUUCCUCUUAUGUCAGCUUUGAAAGGGUAUGUACUAGAAAACCACAUUGAUGAUGUCAUAAAAUGGGACAAGGUGUCUAUUGGCACAACACAACAUUUUGGUUCUAAAGUUAUUGGUCUUGCUCGGCGGGAAAUUUUGAUUAUGUUUUACGAACAUAGAAGGGUAAACUUGUGUCUGAAAAAGCAGUAUGUUUAGAGUUAAGAGUUUAGGGUACUUUGCAUUGAUUGCAUUUCACCGAUAUGAAUGGUUGUCAUUAGUUAGUCAUUUCCAUAUACAUGUACCUAUAACUGUAUACUAUAUUCAAUGGGGAUGGCAUAUGGGCAAGAUUUUGGGGGUUUGACCAAAAUGCAAAAGAUUUGGUCACUUUCUACAAAGUUUAAUUUUUAUUUGAUUAAAAUCUAAGAAAAGAACUUUGCCCUCAGGGGCCAGUGCAGUUAACAGUUGACAUUUGAGCUAUUUGAAAGAAAUGCUGCAAAUGUAUGCUUUAUUAUUAAUGGUGCCGUUGAGCCACAACAAACUUUCAUUCCUCACUUGCAUAGUCUAUGUAAUUAGCAUUUUCAUUGGUGCAAGAAAGUACUCUCUGAGUGACAAUAGGGAGCUUAAGCAACAAUGAUGAAAACGAUUUUUUCAGAUUUUUUUGAAAAUUGUAGAAUGAAAAUCACACUCAUUUGACAGUCUCAGGAAAUGUUGGCGGGUAUAUAAAUAGUUGUGAGGAUAGGGGAAAAUAUUUCCUUAUAAAUCUAUUGAUAAGAGCCUUCACAGUAACGAAACAACAGUACUAUUAAUGGCGCUUUGCUUUUUUUUUCAGGAAGGUCUCGAUAAACAUUUUAAUGACAAAGGACAAGAUAGCGCCUGGUGGAGAGGUGUUUUUCUUACAACACUUGGACUUGGAACAUUAGCAGCUUUUAUGUACAGCCGGUGAACCAUAGCAUACCGGUAAUUGUUUUUUAAAGUGUGCAUUUAGUUGGUCAAUUUAAAUAUAAUUUAUAUAAUUUUGAGGCACGGCAUACUGUCAGCAGUCUCUUUCUUUACCUAUUUUGUGUGAAAAAGGGAGAAAAAGUGUUCAGGUGAGACAAACCAGGCUUAGUCUCGCAAGGUGACGAUCGACUUAUAUAGAUGCUCUCACGAGUUGACAACUGAUUUGUCUUGCUUUCUGGAAAAGUCACACACACUCCAAAAUCUCCCAAUUAGAUUAUUUUUAAGAUAAUUCAAUGUUGGAUGCUGUGCAACUGAAUUCGUUUCUAAUGGCGUGAGAUUUUGUUGUCAAAAAUCAGACCCUAUGCAGGCUUUGCUGAUAGUUUUGUUCCUCCUGUUGCUUUUGAUGAGGACUGUGCAAGAAAUCACCUACAGCUCAUGCACUCGCAGAUCCUAAAAAUGUGGCCAUGAAAGGCAAAAUAGACCCUAAUCAGGGUAUCUGUUCCAAAAGGAUGAGCAUUUUUUAUUCGAAUAGCUCCCCAAAUUCCUUCCUGUAGAUUUCUCAGCAACAAACCUCAUCCCAUUAAACUGUUGCUUUAUUGCCCCUUUCUUUUCAGAUCUGAGUCUCAAUAGAAUUGUUAGUAGUUUCUCUCACAAACUGGUCACAUUCAGGCUUGCAUCAUUUUCAUUGACCAUUUACUAAUAGAUAGCAUCCUAAAAUGGCAUUCAAAGAAUUAAUAUUGACAAGCCCAAAAACAUCUGCAUCGGAGGCUAAAAAAAUAACCACUCCAGAUCAAAACUCCUUUCGAGAAUAUCAUAUGAUCCACCAUUAUCACAGGUAAUUAGCAUGGAGACAAACAAGUCUAUUAGUUUAAAUAAUAUUAUUUAAUUUACAUAAAUCAAAUAACAUUUGUAGUUGGCAUCUUAAUUUUUUAAUCACCAUUAAUUUAGCUUAAUUUAUCCAAGAAUAAUUUAUAGACAGGUAGACUUUUAUCAACUGUAUCCCCCAAUAAUAAUAUUUGUCAUGAUUUUUUAUUGUUAAGGUAGUUUUUUUUUGCUUUUCAAAUUAUUGUUAGUCAUCUCUCACAUGGCAGCAGGCUAUGAAUUUUGAAGCAAGCUAUGAAAUUUAAACAUCUGAUUCAUAGUCAUUAAGAUUGCUUCGAAGAUUAUUUAAGGUAACAACAAAAAAGUAUUUAUUUAUAUAGCGAGGAAUUUUUAAGAUUAUAAGACAUAAUGUAUGGAAAAAAAAUUCACCUUCCAUUCUAACAGUACAAUUGCAUCUUCAUGUGUGCAUAUGUAAUUUAUUGAAUGUGUUGUGGUUCAAUUUUAUCCUUUCUUUAAAUUUUAGUAUCCUUUGUUUAGGGGUAUGUUAAUGUACUAUGAUAAUGAGUUUAAAACAAAGGAAAUUAAAAUUUAAACCAAGCAUAAAAUUGAACCACAACAUAUGCAUAUUUUUAACAUGAAAUCCUCAGAGCUAUUGUUUUUCUUACAAAGUAGUGUUGCCCAGGAAAUAUCCUGUAUUUUACCAAGGGGGCAGGAGGGGAGGUGUCUAAAAGCAAUGGUUUGAGGGAAGGUAUAAAGAGCACUUCUUAAGGGUUAGGAUGAAUGUGAGACUUGACAAACCAGGAAAGGUGUGGAUUGUUUCCAGAACAACACUUUAUUCUAAAUGUAGGUAGAGACACAAUAGCUUCACCCUUAAGUUCGCAAGGGUGACCAACAUCAAUUUUCUCCUAACAACAUCAGCAGUUCAUCAAGAGUAAAGAUUCUGAGAAUUACUAAAUUGAUUACCAAAGGGAGAAUGCUUUGAUUUUAAACCAAAUUCUCUCAACUAUUCUUUAAAGAAAUGUAUGGAGAUCAGUCUAGAGAAUUUGUAUGUAGAUCUUGGGGCAUAAAGGGUUAAUGAUAGGUAGGUUGGAUUUCACAGUCGUGGUAAUAGUGACUAUGACACACCUACUUGAUUAACCCUGGUGGGAAACUAAAACAACCUGUAGGGUAAAUUGUCCACAAAUCAUAAGAAAGCUCAUACGAUACAAACCCCCCACCCCCCCCCCCCAAAAAAAUUAGGAAUAAAAAUUUGAUAAUUCUAGGGGCCUUUCAAUUCAACAAUUAUUGCUGCGUAUGUGAGAAACUAUAUAUAAAAUACCUGAAAGGUGGAUACAGAAGCAACUUGAUCUUCACACCAAAAAUACCAGCCAAAAAUAAUGGGUGUGCAUACUUUAGAAUGUAAUGGAAAUUUCCCUUUCACAAGUCAAUUAUUUAGUCAAUUAUUGACUAGACUUGAGAUUUUGUCAUCAAGUUCUCUAACAUUAACUUGGUAAUCUCUUAAAUUUCAGCUGUAGGUUUUCAAAAUUUUGAUCUUAAAUGUAGAUGAUCUUACAAUGAAGUAUAUAACUCUUGAGAUUUGCAGUUAAUGUUUUAAAACCAAGUUAAAUCACAAAAUGAUCAAGAAGUGUAGGCUAGGCUGAAGCAUUGUGGAAGUAUAUAAAUACUGUGUGUGUUCUUUUACCACAUAAGCAAGAAUAUUGUGGGCCUUUCGUGGCCAUUGAUAUGUCACGUUCAAAAAUAUGUCAGGUUCUAGUUUAGUUAAACUAGACUUUUGAUCCCUUGUACAGUCAAAGUUUGGUAUCUACUAUGGUAGAAAUUAUUAAUAUUAUAUUUGCCAAAGUGGUGUUAUAAAAUUAUGUAAAAUAUGUUUAGUAACAAGAUGAUAAAAGUGUGCAAGACAAAGAGAUAGCUGCAUAUAUCUGCAGACAUGUUGCUUUGUCUUUUAAAGAAAAAAAAAAAUUAAGGCAGAGCAAAGUAUAUACACAGCAUUGUGAAGUUGCUAAGAAUGCAUCAAGGCGUUUAUUCGACAACCUAAACAAGUUUUUAUACAAGACCAAUUAAAGAGCCAGACAAGGAAGAAAACAAAACCAAAUAAUAAUUAAUUAUUAUUUAACAAAAUGUCCUUACAGAGUUAUUUUACAGUUAGGAGGAGUACUUAGAAAUUUUCUAAUAUUGUAAUCAACAACUGAGGAUGGUAUAGAAACUAAGCUGGAAUGUUUGUGUCGACGACCCAUGCAUACAGGCACUGAAAGAAAGAUCAGGAAAAAGCUGAAAAGACUACAACCUAACAUUUUUGCUGGUUGUUAAAUAAAACAUGACUGUGUAUUUAAACUAAUUUUCACACAAGUCUGUUUCAGUCUUUGAAUUACACAAUCUGCAAAUGCAAAAAUGUUGCUGCUGUCCACAUGUAACAACUAUGGACUAAUGGUAUAUAAUAAUUAUUUCAAUGGAUUUGAUUUCCAUUUUGAACAGUUUUGAAAACAUCAUCAUUUUCAACAUUUGUGUGUGGAUAGAAGCCAUUUGUGAGUACAUUUUUCUACAUUUGAACUGUGAGGGACUUGUAUGGAAAUACCCUAAGGGGCUUUUAAAAGAGUGACUUUGUGCAUGAGUUGAGCUGGACACCAGGUUAUUCAACAGUUGAGAAUCUGUUUUAAUUAAUGGGUGGUGUUAGUUGUUAAUGAUAACUGUGUUAACUAAUUUAUGAAAAGAUAUAUAUACAUAAUAGCUUUUGUUUUCAAGUAUUGAGUAAGGGGCUGGUUUUCCCUUUUACAUUAUUUAUUUUUUAGGAAACUUGUUUUAUGAAGUUAUAAUAAGAGCACUGAAAUAAUCAUUAUCUGUAAUUGUUAUAAUGAACUCUUGGCUGCAGGUAAUUACAUGUUUAUACAUGCCUAAGAACUUGAUUUAUGUGCAAAAAUAGUAGGCAUCUAUUGACAUAACAUAGAAGAGAAGUUAGACAGGAGAUAACACAGAAUAAUUUUACUCAUCCUUAAUUUAGAGCAAGUAGCAUAUUUGUGACUUUAGAAAUUAUACUCGUAUACUUGUACAGUUAACAUGUGUGAGAAUAGCCUUUAAAAUUUUAUUACCUUAAGACUCGUCCUCAGAAAAAUUGUUUCUCUUUGAUAUUACAUUCUAUACCCACAUUCACACCGACAAUAAUAUUUUUGUAGAUGCAGAUCAUUAAUCGUAGAUAAUAAGAAUUUUAAGUAUCCUUUAAUAAAACUAAUUGUGUCAACAUCUGAAGUUAAGUGAAUGAAAGAUUAUUGCCUUGCAUAGUCUACAGGAUAAGUGUUCCCUAAAUAUUGACCUUUUAACUCCCAGGAGUGAUUGGCCUGUAACUUCUCCUUAGAAUAUUAUCAUUAAAUUGUCCAGCAAGCACAAGAUGAUGAGAAUAGAUAAAUGUAUCUCCCUACAGGGAACAUUUGAUACAGCACCAAAUUCUUUUAUCUAAUGUGAAAGAAAUGUAUAGCAGCCAGAAAGGAGAAUUACUAGUCAGAUCUCAAGAGUUACAGGGUUGAAGGCAGUUGACAAUUACUUCAACUGCCAUAUUUCAUGUGUUAUUAUUAGCAGAUUAUUCAUGUAUGAACACUGUCACUGGGGAAAAACUGUCCGUAAAGUCAAGUACCCAUAAGGGAAUUUGAUCAGACAGUUGGACAAUCUAGUUAGGGUUAAAAGCAAAGAGGAGCUCCCCUAAACGUCUAUUGGCCAUUCAACUGCCUGUUGGCUGUCUGUUGGCAUGCAGUUGGCCAAUAGUUUUUCAGGAGAGCUGUUCUUCACUUUUGCCAAAAAACUACUAGUGAAGAAAACUUGACUCGUGGAAGCAUUCUUAUAAUAAUAAUAAUUAUUUACUGGCAAUGAGUGUCAUUUUGUUUUGUAACAUCAUAGUUAGAAUAACACAUAUUUAAAUAAUUAAAUUUUGCAGUUUUUAAUUAAUAUUGAAAACUGCAAAAUACCAUAACAAUUCAGUGUUGCAAGUGUUGUAAGUCAUUUAACCACUGCUACACAAAGCAUAGGCUGUAUUCCUUGCAGGCAGUCCACACUGUGAAAUACAGUGUACAACAAUCUUCACUUUUCCUCUCCAAAUUUAAGUUCAUGAAUACUAAGAAACUUGUUCAAUAUUUUGUUUUCCUCCUUGGAAACAAGUUUAAAAAAAAUUUUGCUGCAUUAAUUUACUUUCCAAAGCUUUUUUGUUUCAGAACUACUAAGGAUUUAAACAUUCUGGAUAGACUUACGGAUUGGCUAAAAGGAAUAACUAUGCAAAAUUUAAAGUGGUUUAACUGGGUGUGCCCUACUGUUUACUCAUCAUUAGUAUGUAUGCAUUUAAUUUGUAGACUGAUUAUGAAUAACACUGUGUUAAAAUCCAUAACUUUGUCUGGCUUUGAGUGCUCAUGGCUGCAUCCUUAGCACAUUAAUAAAAAUGUAUUAUGCAUUGUAAAGUUGUGUGGUUGCCUUUUCUACUAGUACUUGAACCACAGACAGGAGGAAAAUGUGACAGCUACAAACUCGAGCAGAGUACAAUGGAAGAGGCUGAGCAAACCCAACCCCCUCCCCUUGAUCUCUCUGUAAUCAAGGAUGAUGCUGCUUGGAGGUCAAAAUGUGCCACUUUUUCUACCCUUGAUGCCCUGUUAGGGUAAAAUAAUUUGAGACAAGCAACAUGGACUUGAAACAGUGAAAAGACAAAUGAAAGAGCGAUAAAUGACAUGAAGAUGUGUUGAAACUGCAACGGCAACAAGGAAAAUUGCAAAUACAGUAGUGAAAUACUGAAAGCCACAUGGCCUCCUCUUCAAUAAGUGAAAUGACUGCUUUUAACAUUUAGACUAGGGACAUGCAUACCCCCCUUCCCCUGUCUAAGAAGGCCUCAUCCUUGACUGGGGGUGGGCCUAAUUUUCCACCUGUUUUGUCCAAGAUGUGUAAUCUCCUGAUACCUGGCCAGGUCCACAGCCAGAAAAACAUUCGUGCUGAGACAAUAGUAGAAAAACGAAGAAAAAGAAGAAAAAUGCACCAUGUUUUUUUGCUAUCCUUGAUUGGGGGUGGGGAGGGGGAUUUUAUUUUUCCACCUGUUUUGUCCAAGAUUUGUAGUCCCCUGAUACAACCCGGCCAGGUCCACAGCCAGAAAACAAUUUUUGCUGAGAUAAUAGUAGAAAAAAAGAAGAAGAAGAAAAUGAAGAAGAAAGAGGAAUACAGCUAAGUGUACACUUAACAGAUCUGAGAACUGAUAGACUUGUGACCCUAUGAGUGUCCCCAGUAUCAUUAAUUGGAGAUGCUUUCCACAAUGAAUUAGUAUUUUAGUUUUUCAGGAGAGGGGAAAACGGGAGCACCUGUAGAAAGACCUCUCGGAGCAGAGAAGAUCAGCAAUAACUAACUCCAUCUACAUAAUAAUGGUAUUGCUCCAUCCUACCUGACAAGAAACUUCCAAAAUAAUUUACCAAAGCAUAAACUCUAUGAACCCAAAUAUAACAAUUUAAAUUCCCUUGUUUUGCUUUUGAUACAUUUCCUAUAGAAGUACAGUGUAGUGGGAAGAAGUUAAUCUUGUAUGAUCAUGUGCAUCCUUAUAUUUCACUGUAAUUCUCAUGACCACUCUAUUUUCGGACACAUUGAUAUUACAAGGAGAAAUUUGAUGCUAAUCACUCUCAUCGCUUAAACUAAUUAA